AUGAGUAUUUAAACCACACUUUAAAGUACUUAAGAGGAAUUGUCAAAAUUAAAUACAAUAAUUUAAUAGUUUUCAUAAUAAGGUAAUUUGGAUGAAAUAACUGAGGGAAUGUCUAACAAAGAUUAAAUUGAACUUAAUUUAAACUUGGCAUAUACUUUAUCAUCAAUUUAUUAUUGUAAAAUGUUUUAAUUUUAUAUAGCAUAUUUAAAAUUAAACUCUGUAGAAACUUCUACACAUCCAAUAAUGAAUGAACUUACAAGAAUAUAAGAAGCUUACUAAAAAUAUAUGCCUCAAUAAAUCAAAUAAACUGAUUAAAAAUCAAUUAGUUUGAAUAAAGAGGCUGCUAAACGUCUUGUUCAACCAAAUUUAAAAAGCUUAGAUGAUAACUAAAAUUAUUAAUAGAAACAAAAAAAAUUAAUACAGGAAGAUAAAAAUAAUACUACAAGAUUUGAAUAACCUGAAGAUAUUUGGAAAAAUGAAAAAGAUUAAUAAGAAUAAUCUAAAUAAAAAUUAAUAAGAGGAAAUCUUAUUCCAUAAACGGGUCAUUUAAAAUGGAAAGACCAUAUAGAAAAGUUAAUGAAAAAAUGA
This is a messenger RNA of Paramecium sonneborni, 588 nucleotides long. The record is from the annotation of a GenBank genome assembly. NCBI's taxonomy places the organism in Eukaryota, Ciliophora, Oligohymenophorea, Peniculida, Parameciidae.